UUUACUGUCAAUAACUGACAAUUGUUAUGGAGAAAUAUUUAUUUAAUUUAUUUUACAUUAGUUAUGUAAUGUGAUUGAGUUAAUUCAGUUAUAUUACGGUCUGUUUGACUCUAUUCUGAUUGGCUGGAAGGUGUGUGUUUAAACAGUAGUUCCAGUUAGUUUAAUGAUCACAGACAUGCUGCUAUCAUUGAACUUGAAGCACACUAUGAGGGGAUAAUAUCGCUGUUUUUGAUUAAUUAAAUUUGCAGUUCCACUCUUAAUAGAAGCUCACAGAUGCAGAAAUUAACGCAUGCAAUCUCUCUCUCUCACACACCUUCAUUUAAAUAUAUGUAAUCUUACUACACUGCGUUAUCUCUGUCUCUGAUUUAAAGCAGGGAGAAUGCUACUAACUACUAAUCACAACCAGAUUCUUCACACAAGACAUGAUGUAAACAAACAUGAGUGGAAAUCAAUGUGAAAUGUAAAUGUCAAAUCUUUUGUGUUUUUGUUUAAUCUCUCAUCAGCACCAGCAAUUCUACCCAUUCGGCUCAGCAGCAGGAGACACAAUAAAUGCUGCUGUUGAUGAUGGGAGCUCCUCAGUUAUUCAGCUGUUGAGUCCAUUUCUGUUCUUUGGCCGCACUUACCAGCAGAUUUAUGUGAAUAAUAAUGGACACCUCACAUUCAACGAGCCAUCAUCACAAUUUGUUCCCUACUCAUUCCCCGCUAGUAGAAACCAAGAUAUAAUUGCUGGUCUCUGGACUGAUCUUGACAACGGCAUGAGAGGUGUAGUUUCAUAUCAUCAGUACACCAGUGGAAAUGUUCUCACACGCGCCACUCAGGAUAUAAACACACAUUUCCCAAAUCUGAACUUCAGCGCUUCUUGGGUCUUUGUAGCAACUUGGGAUAAAGUCGCUUACUUCAGCUUAACCAACACAGAAACAUCCUUUCAAGUGCUUUUAAUUUCAGACCGUAAUUCUUCAUUUAUUCUGAUGAAUUAUGGUGAAAUUGCUGUAACAACACAUCGGGUGCAGGCUGGUUAUGACACGAUAAACUCCACACACUACAUAGUGAUCAAUGGAUCAGACAGUGGCAGCUCCAUCUCAAACCUCAAGAACUCCAGCAAUGUCAGUGUUUCAGGACGAUGGGCCUUCAGGGUGGAUGGUGGACAACAAAUCUCUGAAGUAAACCCCACAUUGUCAUCCACCACAGUCUCAACAGUGACUGCACAGCCAUGGACAGCACCAGAAAUAUUCUACCCAUUCGGCUUAACAGUAGGAGACAAAAGCAAUCCUGUUGAUGAUGAUGGGAGCUCCUCUGUUAUUCAGCUGUUGAGUCCAUUUCUGUUUUUUGGCCGCACAUACCAGCAGAUUUAUGUUAAUAAUAAUGGAUACCUCACAUUUAACCAAGCUUCAAAUGAAUAUGUUCCCUACUCAUUCCCCGCUAGAGGAAGCCAAGAUAUAAUUGCUGGUCUCUGGACUGAUCUUGACAACAGUGUGAGAGGUGUAGUUUCAUAUAAUCAGUACACCAGUGGAAAUGUUCUCACACGCGCCACUCAGGAUAUAAACACACAUUUCCCAAAUCUGAACUUCAGCUCUUCUUGGGUCUUUGUAGCAACUUGGGAUAAAGUCGCUUACUUCAGCUUAACCAACACAGAAACAUCGUUUCAAGUGGUUUUAAUUUCAGAUGGUAAUUUUUCAUUUAUUCUGAUUAAUUAUGGUGACAUUGCUGUAACAGAACAUCAAGUGCAGGCUGGUUAUGACACAAUAAACUCCACACACUACUUUGUGAUUCCUGGAUCAAUCAAUGGGAGCUCCAUCUCAAAUCUCAGGAACUCCAGUAAUGUCAAUGUUACAGGCCGAUGGGCCUUCAGGGUGGACAGUGGACAACACAACAUCUCUAAAGAAAUCACCACAUCACCCACCACAAACUCAACAGUCAUUGGAUUUCGAGUGAGACUUAAAUCAUUACUAGACCUAACAAACAGUACAAACACCAAUAUAGUUUUACAGCAAAUUAAACAGGAGCUGGUCAAGUACGGUCUUUCAAACAGCAUCGAGCUGAAAUUAAGAAAAGUGCAAAGGACGAAGCCAUAAUAUCAGUCU
Messenger RNA from Cyprinus carpio (common carp), 2081 nucleotides. RefSeq lists its product as uncharacterized. The coding region runs from base 465 to 2072 and encodes 535 amino acids. Gene Ontology annotation, biological process: cell-matrix adhesion. The record is from RefSeq and is a predicted model, not a curated record. Lineage: Eukaryota; Metazoa; Chordata; Actinopteri; Cypriniformes; Cyprinidae. The transcript has 13 exons.